CAACAAUCCAAUAUUUCAUGUAGCUCUCAGUUAUCUUCAGCAGCGCUACUCUUCUCAUUCCCAUUCUUGUUUUCAUUUGAUUAGAAAUCCCAUUCCCAUGGAGGCAACGAAGAGCAGCGAUGAAACGACAAUCCAUAUUCCAGAAUCCACGUCUACCAGAGGUAAAGCUGCUGCCACUGUUCCGGCAAUGGUAGUUUCUACGAAAGCUACACAAGCAGGGGGAUGGAAGAGAGGGGUCGCCAUUUUCGACUUCAUACUGAGGCUUUGUGCCAUUGCAGCUGCUUUGGCUGCCACUGCUACUAUGGGGACUACUGACCAAACCCUUCCUUUCUUCACACAGUUCUUCCAGUUCCAAGCUAGCUAUGACGACCUUCCUGCUUUUCAGUUCUUCGUGAUCGCGAAUGCAGUAGCGAGCGGAUACCUCGUCCUCUCCCUACCCUUCUCCAUAGUUGGCAUUGUUCGCCCCCAUUUAACAGGAGUGAGGCUCCUCCUCAUCAUCUUUGACACGGUGAUGGUGGCUCUCAUCACAGCUGCAGCUGCCGCUGCAGCCUCCAUCGUGUACUUAGCACAUAGCGGUAAUACCAACGCUAAUUGGAACCCCAUUUGUCAGCAAUUCGGCGACUUUUGUCAGAGCGUCAGCGGAGCCGUGGUGGCUUCUUUCAUUGCAGCAGCCAUCUUCAUUUUUCUGGUUAUGUUGUCUGCUGUGGCCCUCAAAAGGCAUUAAGAAAGGGGCAUAUAUAUGCAUAAUCUCAUAUGGCAUUGUGGACUUGUAUUGUAUCAUAUUCUGUUUCAUAAGUUGGGGUGGGAGGAUGCAUGGCAUGGGUGGGGCAAUUGUGUAAUUUGGUUUGCUUUAUUUGUGUGCUCAACAUAAUCAAAAUUGUGUA
This is a messenger RNA of Camellia sinensis, 884 nucleotides long. Its product is annotated as casparian strip membrane protein 3. NCBI's taxonomy places the organism in Eukaryota, Viridiplantae, Streptophyta, Magnoliopsida, Ericales, Theaceae. The record is from RefSeq and is a predicted model, not a curated record.